GUAAUUUAAUAUCCCGCCACGGUCCCGUCUGUCACAGCUCCUCUGGACUUUACUUCGUGCAGGAUCAAACCUCAGCGGCAUUAUCGCAGAAUGGAUGUGAAGCUGUUGGCAGUCGUGGCUGCGCUCACGGUGAUGAUGAUAUAUGUGCCUCCAUCACAAGCAAAGCCCAUCAGUCUGGUGGAGAGAUGCUACUGUCGUUCAACAGUCAACAAUGUCCCACGAAGCUACAUCCGAGAGCUCAGGUUCAUCCACACGCCCAACUGCCCCUUCCAAGUGAUUGCCAAGCUGAAGACAAAUAAAGAGGUGUGUGUGAACCCAGAGGUCAGGUGGCUGCAGCAGUACCUGAAGAACGCUAUAAACAAGAUGAAGAAAUCCAAACAGGCCAACUAAAAGCUUCUGCAGAGAUGCUCCUGAGCCAUCACAGCUAUUGAACGUGUGAUAUGAGAUCAUCUGGUAUGUUGUACAGCACUUAUCCCGGCUGCCACGCUGCGGCCUUAUGCAUGGAAUAAACCUACAACUCUUUACUAUGAACACCAAUCCACCAGCCCCGUCGCCGACUUCACCAUCACCACUCUCAUCACUUAUAGAAAUCAUAGAUGUUAUUAGUGCAAAGUGCAAUUAUAUCUGUGAGUGUAUGUUUUUCUAACUAUAAUGUAUAUACUUUUUUGUUAAUGGACUUCAACAGUAAAGAGCUAUUUUUGGAGAUUUUCUUGUCCUUCUGGCCUCUCUGUCAUUUAGAAAAAGGGAUCAACCUGGGGGUCAAAGUGUUCAAGGGGGAGAGAUGUAGGUCAGCGGGAGGGUUUUCUCCAUAACAAACAUGAGUCAACAUCCCACUUGUAAGUAGUAGAGUCCUGUAGACCACUGAGCCAGGAGAUUUAUUAUAACUAAUCCUUAACAUGAGAUCUGCUUAUCCUUAUUGUCUCUGAUUUUAAAUUGUACACAAUGAUGAAGAACAAUGUAUAGUUUCUCUUCCAAAAACAAAAGAAUGGGCAGAGGCGCAGAGUUUGCCAAGUUGUAUUUCAUGUUUCAAGUUAAUUGGCACCAUGGGAUUUCAAUGGAUGCCAGCUACCCCAAGACUGAAUAUAAGAUGUAUAAAAGAUCCUAGUAAAAUGGCAAUUACAAUGUUUUUGUGAUGGAAAUUAGGAUGCCAAAAUAGCUUGAGCAUUUCCUGAGCUGCUCUGUGGCUGUGAUUACACGACCCUUUGUUACCCAGCAUGUCUGCUUUUUUCACUCUUAAGAGAAAAGCUGAACAUCUGGAUCCCAAACACUUUUAAUUGAGCAAGCAAUAAGUCAAAUUUUACUGGAAUUAGAAAGCUUUUUCACUAAAGAAGAAAUUGUGCAAACAAAUUCUGACACAGCUGUAUUACUAAAUUCAUGUUAAAACGAUUUUGUUAUGUCAGCUGGAUUCGAACUGAAAUAACUCCAGUAUGACUGUCCAUUUCGAAGAAGGGUGUACAGCAAUUAGAAUAGCAGUUACCACAUCGAGAGCCACAGCAGAGAAAAUAGUACUGUAGUACCCUUACUGACAAUUAAUAGAUGUUUGUGUCUACCCACAACUGUCAUGCAGAUAGCAAUGCACUUUAUAUCUGAUGUAUUCAAGUUCUAACAACAAAAUUUACUAUUACUCACUAAGUCUGACCAUUAAAUUCUGUCUGUUGUAUUUACUUUUUAUGUUAAUCGUGCUGUUUCCAUUCUGUUCUUUUUGAUCAUUGAAUGUGUAGCUGCAUUUAACUGUCAAAGUCUAGGAGUCAUCUAUUCAUUUAAAUCUCCUUGUCAUAUGUAAAAUUAAUAUUAUACAAAUGUUUUAUUUUUGUACUCUUUUAUGCAUUUAUAUAUUAAAUCUAAACAUUUAAAUGAAGGAUCUGCACUCUUACAAUUGAGUUGUCCAGCCAACAUUUUUACUGUUAAAGGGAAUGUUAUGGUUAGUAUUUGAAUGUAUGCCUUCAUAUAUGUGUUUAAAGACUAUCAUCAUAAAUGCACACACUUAUACCCACAGAUGCACACACACACACACACACACACACACACACACACACACACACACACACACACACACACACACACACACACACAAGUAUUUAGUUAAAUGACUCUUAUACUCAGUGUGGAACAAGCUUUUCCAUUCCCAACUCACAGCUGCUGUAAUCUUACUGUACUAGCGGAUCAGAGGGUAAAUCUUAAGACUUUGAUGUGAGAACAUGUGUUUAGCUUUACUCACAAGGGCAAACGCGAGGCAAGGACAAUAAUCCUGCCUGUUAUUUAACUAUUAACUCAACAAGCGACCAUUAGGAAAAAAAAUUAGCUAAAAGGGAUGAACUUUUAACUUCCCUCUAAGGGCAUUAUGUGAGGCGGAGCACAGAAGUAUAUGUGAUGAGAGUGGUCCGCUGAUUGAAACAUCAGGGAGAGAUAAAUGGCUGUGAAUGACAUUCCACAACCCAUUUUGCUGUGUUUACUGAUCAGCUUUGAAGUCCGGUUUAAGACCUUUAAGGAUAAAAGGAGAGUCAGCAGCACUCUUUGUGGGAGAUAAAGCUUUUGAUUUAGCAACUGAUUUAGCGCUAGUGUGCCCAUUUGAAGUGGAAAUUAAUCAGAUAUAAUCACUGUAUGAACUGAUUGUUUUAAUCUGAUAUCACUGCAGGAAUCUGCAGGUAGCAAUAAGUAUUUUCCUCUCCAAUAAUGUGAAGAUUAGGCAGCUUGUCACAUCUUAUCAGUCAUACAGAGGAUAGAUCCUCUUAUCUUUCAAUGUCAGCAACUACUUGUACUCUGAGUAAAUCAUUUGUUCACUGAGAAUAUUUUAAAUUAAACUUUAUAAGACAAA
Molecule: messenger RNA, 2815 nt
Organism: Dicentrarchus labrax (European seabass)
Lineage: Eukaryota; Metazoa; Chordata; Actinopteri; Moronidae
Gene: cxcl12a
Product: chemokine (C-X-C motif) ligand 12a (stromal cell-derived factor 1)
Exons: 4
Coding region: 91-390 (99 amino acids)
Biological process (GO): positive regulation of cell migration; axon guidance; chemotaxis
Cellular component (GO): extracellular region
Molecular function (GO): chemoattractant activity; chemokine activity
Source: RefSeq, a predicted model, not a curated record